AUGACCACUUCAGACGAAUAUUUCUUGGAAGAGUCAGCUUCGGAAAGAUUCAGGAGUCGGACUGAGUAUCAAAGUACCUGGCUUGAGAUUUUCCGAGAUUUGGAUUGGCUGGACAGCAUACUUUCAACAACAAAUUUGAUACCUGCCUUGGUAGGAUGGGAUAUGCAGUACAUGCAACCAGAGAGUAAGUUAGAGCAACCGCCAUUGAUAGCACUCGCUCUUGCAAAACCAACAAAGGAGAAAGUUGGACUCGAUCAUGAUCUAGAACGAUUCUUAAGUACACUUCAUGAUCAUCAGUAUCAUGAGCAUCUAUGGAUAGUAGAGUUUCCUAAGUUUAACCUUUACAUUGGUUGUAUCGUGAAGCCUCGCCAACUUUAUCUUAUGGAUAUGCAUGAUGCGACCUGUCUUCUACAACCAGAUUCUACCGACACACCUCCCAAUCACAAAACGCUCGUGCUCUACUAUGACCAGGACAAGGCUAGAUGUUUUCCGCUUUCCCUUGACGUUGAAUUCGAUCGCGGAUGUCAUAUCUGGAUCUUGGACCGUGACCGAAUGCUUUUGGUUCUCUCCGUGACUGACUCCGUAGGAUAUGAGAAUUGGGCACAAGAAGACACUAGGGGAAAGACAACGACAGUACAAUAA
Messenger RNA from Fusarium redolens, 642 nucleotides. RefSeq lists its product as uncharacterized. NCBI's taxonomy places the organism in Eukaryota, Fungi, Ascomycota, Sordariomycetes, Hypocreales, Nectriaceae. Bases 1 to 642 code for a protein of 213 amino acids. The record is from RefSeq and is a predicted model, not a curated record. The transcript has a single exon.